ACAGAUGGAGAUUAUGCUGCAAUUCUAGGAGUUAUCGGUCACGAGUAUUUUCACAACUGGACUGCAAACAGGGUGACAUGCCGUGACUGGUUCCAGCUGAGUCUGAAGGAGGGUCUUACUGUCUUUCGAGAUCAAGGAUUUUCUUCAGACAUGGGAAGCCGUUCCGUAAAGAGGGUAGAAGAUGUUUCAUUUCUGCUUAAGAAUCAGUUUCCAGAGGAUGCUGGUCCUAUGGCUGAUCCAGUACAACCACAUUCUUAUAUCAUGAUAAACAACUUGUACACCUCUACGGUUUAUAGAAAGGGAGCUCAAGUUGUCAGGAUGUACAAAACUUUGCUGGGAAGUCAAGGUUUCAGAAGAGGGAUGGAUCUUUAUUUCAAGAGGCAUGAUGGCCAAGCUGUAACUUGUGAAGACUUCCACGCUGCAAUGCGAGAUGCAAAUGAUGCUGACUUGGCAAAUUUCUUGUUAUGGUACUCUCAGGCAGGAACACCAACUGUAAAGGUUACAUCAUUC
This is a messenger RNA of Papaver somniferum (opium poppy), 510 nucleotides long. Its product is annotated as puromycin-sensitive aminopeptidase-like. NCBI's taxonomy places the organism in Eukaryota, Viridiplantae, Streptophyta, Magnoliopsida, Ranunculales, Papaveraceae. Gene Ontology annotation, cellular component: chloroplast. The record is from RefSeq and is a predicted model, not a curated record. The annotation marks the transcript as partial. Gene Ontology annotation, molecular function: zinc ion binding; metallopeptidase activity. The transcript has a single exon.